Messenger RNA from Cloeon dipterum, 1922 nucleotides. Its product is annotated as apyrase-like. NCBI's taxonomy places the organism in Eukaryota, Metazoa, Arthropoda, Insecta, Ephemeroptera, Baetidae. The transcript is spliced from 10 exons. Gene Ontology annotation, molecular function: 5'-nucleotidase activity. Gene Ontology annotation, biological process: AMP catabolic process. Gene Ontology annotation, cellular component: plasma membrane. Bases 174 to 1856 code for a protein of 560 amino acids. The record is from RefSeq and is a predicted model, not a curated record.
CAAUCUCUAUCCCAUAAGUUUAGCUCGCAAUAAAUUCCCGUCAUCGUGAUCAUCCAUUCCCAUCGUGGAAGCGAUAAGUAGCUCGUGCAUUUGAAUCGCACUUCUCGUCCACAUGUUGUUCACGGAGGACUCACUAGUGUGACCAGUUGGUGUCCAACUUCGACGGCGUCAACAUGAGGCGGGCAUACAAAAUCGGAGCUGCAGUGGUUGGCGUCGCUGUCGUCAUCGGCAUCGUUCUUGCUGUCAUAUUCGCCAUACCGGACAGCAAGAAACCAGAGGAAAAAGAGGUUGUCGUUACAAUUUUCCAUUUCAACGAUUUCCAUGCAAGAUUUGAACCAAUUUCAUCUAGCGGCGGACCCUGCCCAUCAGGAGGUGAUUGCUUCGGUGGAAUUGCCCGAUUGGUCACUGCUGUGGGCAGGCGCACGCUUUAUAAAAAUUCAAUCGUCCUUAACGCCGGUGACAAUUAUCAAGGAUCGCUCUUGUAUACACUUUUUAAAUACAACAUCACGUUGCCAAUGAUGAACAAGUUCCAUUUUGACGCAGCUACUUUUGGAAAUCAUGAGUUUGACGAUAAAGUGGCUGGCCUAUAUCCAUUUGUCGAUGGAUUUAAUGCCCCUCUGGUCGCUGCCAACAUGGACGCAUCUUUAGAGCCCGAUUUGGAUGGAAAAUUCAAAGCAUCAGAAAUUAUUUACAGAGAUGGAGUUAAAAUUGGCAUUGUUGGAUGCAUUACAAAAGAUACACCGGCGAUUUCCAGUCCUGAACAAGUAAAAUUUAAUGACGAAAUUGAAGCAGUGAAGAAGGAGGCUGCAAAACUGCGAGAGCAAGGGGUGAAAAUAAUUAUUUUACUAAGCCACAGUGGAUAUGAAGAGGACAAAAAGAUAGCAGCUGCAGUCCCUAGCAUUGACCUCAUUGUCGGCUCUCACUCUCAUACUUUCCUGUAUACAGGUGAACCUCCGUCAACUGAUACUCCUGAAGGUGAAUACCCCACUGUCAUUGAGCACAACAACGGAAGGAAAACUCUGAUCGUGCAAGCUUACGCGUAUAGCAAAUACCUAGGAUUCAUUCAAAUCAAAUUUGACAAGUCUGGUGAUGUGGCGUCAUGGGAAGGGAAUCCGAUCCUUUUGGAUAAAGGCGUGCCUGAGGACCCCGCAACUGUCGCUGAGCUUCGGCCUUGGGUAGAAGAAGCCUCUGUCGUUGGCUCGGUCCCCAUUGGCACAAGCGCUGUUUUUCUGGAACAGGAAACAUGCUACGACAAAGAAUGCAACUUGGGAAAUCUCCUUGCGGAUGCAAUGGUCUUUGAGUAUGCAGAGAUCGUCAACGAUGAUGCAUGGACAGAUGUAGCGAUUGCAUUAAUUAAUCCUGGAGGUGUACGAGCACCAAUGGGUGAAACCUCAAAUUUAACCUUCAACGAUAUUGUUACUGUUCAACCGUUUCAAAACAUGGUAAAUACAAUUGAAAUGCAAGGAAAGGACAUUCUGGAACUCAUGGAGCUCGCUGCAACGCCUCCGUCAUACUACAAAAGGGUGAAAAGUUUUGAAGGCAACAAAGGCUGCUUCCAAGUAUCAGGAAUGAAGGCGACAUAUGAUUUUAGCAAGCCAGAGGGCUCGAGAGUGGUUGACCUGAAAUUAAAAUGCUCAAAGUGUAAAGUUCCUGUAUUUGAGCCUGUUGAUUUGGAGCGAUGGUACAAAAUCGCCAUGCCGUCUUUCCUGACAGAUGGAACCGAGUUUGCGAUCAUUCCAGAACGAGGAAGGAACAAGACUGUCGGCCGCGUCGACACCGAUGUUACUUCAUCAUACAUCAAAAGCAAAAGUCCUAUUUCCAUUGGGAAUGAGGGGCGAAUCAAAAUAAUUGGAUAAAGUGCAAUAAGGUGCUUUAUGUUUGCUCAAGUAGAAAUGUGUAUAAAAUAAAUAUUUAUCUCUGAA